AUCAAACCCAUAAAAUAAUAGAAGAGUAGAGAAGGCCAAGCGAUACCCGCUAUACCCCAAGGGAAAAUUUCCUUCUUCUGAAUCGUCAAUGGCGGCGCCGGCGACAUCUUCUUCGACAAGCAACACAACUGCUACUCCGGAAACUUCCGUAAGCUACCGAAGAUUUGGUAAAAUUAGAAAUAUGACGGAAUCAAAGAGGGAAAUAUUAUUCUUGAUAUUUCAGCUUCUUGAAAAUCAAAAAUAUGAAGGAACUCUUCAUAGGUUGGAGCAAGAAUCUGGACUCUAUUUUAAUAUGAAGUACUUUGAGGAUUUGGUGUCCAAUGGGAACUUGGAUGAGGCAGAGAACUACUUAUCAGGUUUUAUAAAUUUUGAUGAUAAUCGACAUUCUUGUACGACCAUUUUUGAAAUCAGGAAGCUUAAGUACUUGGAGGCCUUGGAUAGGCAAGAUAUUGCCAAGGCUCAUAAAAUUCUUUUGAAGGAUUUAAAGGUUUUCGGAUCUAUUAAUGAAGAAGUCUUCAAGCAGCUAACACUUCUAUUUUCCUUUAAAAAUUUUAGAGAAAAUGAGUUACUAUCGAAUUAUGGAGAUACUAAGUCAAUGAGAAGGCGAUUUAUUGACAUAUCGAAGGAGCUAAUAAAGGAAAAUCCAAAGUUGCAUGCUAAGCUAAAAUUUCCAGCCAUAAAGGAUCAUAGGUUAUUGAAAUUGAUAAUUCAGAGUUUGAAUUGGCAACACACUCGAUGUAACCCUCGCAAGCGCGAACCUCUCUUUAAUACACUUUUUGAGGAUCAUAAUUGUGGACAAUCCAGGCCCAUGCCUAUGAACAAUUCAAUGAUGAAUACUGCUCCAGGCCCAAAAGCUCGUCAUGGCGCUUUAGCUGACAAUCUAGUAAGCUACCUGAGAUUUGGAGGUAAAACUAGAACAAUGAGGGGAUUAACGAUGGAAAUAUUAUUCUUGUUAUUUCAGCUACUUCAAAAUGAAAAAUAUGAAGGAACUCUUCAUAGAUUGGAGCAAGAAUCUGGACUCUAUUUUAAUACGAAGUACUUUGAGGAUUUGGUGUCCAAUGGGAACUUGGAUGAGGCAGAGAACUACAUAUCAGGUUUUAUAAAUUUUGAUGAUAAUCGACAUUCUUGUAAGACCAUUUUUGAAAUCAGGAAGCUUAAGUACUUGGAGGCCUUGGAUAGGCAAGAUAUUGUCAAGGCUCGAGAAAUUUUUUUGAAUGAUUUAAAGGUUUUUGAAUCUUUUGAUGAAGAACUCCUCGAGCAGAUUACACAUCAAUUUUUCUUGAAAAAUUUUAGAGAAAAUGAGUCACUAUUGGAUGUUGGAGAUAUUAAGUCACUAAGACAACGAGUUCUCUUUGAUGUAAAGAAGCUGAUAGAGGAAAAUCCAGAUUUGCAUGAUAAGCUAAAAUUUCCAGCCAUAAAGGCUGAUAGGUUAUGGGAAUUGUUAGGACAGAGUUUGAAUUGGCAACACACUCGAUGCAACCCUCCCAAGCCUGAACCUCUCUUUAAUACACUUUUUGAGGAUCAUAAUUGUGACAAUUCUGGCCCAUGCCUAUGAACAAUUGAAUGAUGAAUACUGCUCCAGGCCUAGAAACUCGCCCUGCUGUUUCAGCUAACAGUCCAGAGAAAUGCCAAAACACAUGAUGUUGAGAUCGUCAACCAAGUUUAGAAUGGUUCAAGAGGGUUUGAGCAAUGGUCGUACCAACAUUGCAAGUGCCAAUCAUAUAUUCUAGGUUUUGUGUUCCAUAAUACUUGCUACUGAUAGUGACAUUAGAUUCAGUAGCAAGUAUUAUGAAACAGAGAAAGUAUAAUUGAUUCUUAAUAGUCAUACCAGCUUGUUGUAGUUUAAUUCUUAAUAAACAUAAUUGAUUCUUGAUGGUCAUACCAACUACAGGUUAUAUUUGAUAGAUACAUAAUUUUUCUCAAUAGGUUUUUUACUGAUACAUAAUUGUUGGUAUACAUAAUUCUUGAUGGUCAUACCAACUACGUGUACAUAAAUAUUCCUAGUUGGUAUACAAAUAGUUUUGAUUGUUGUUUA
Molecule: messenger RNA, 2035 nt
Organism: Amaranthus tricolor (Joseph's coat)
Lineage: Eukaryota; Viridiplantae; Streptophyta; Magnoliopsida; Caryophyllales; Amaranthaceae
Product: protein TPR3-like
Exons: 12
Coding region: 89-1555 (488 amino acids)
Biological process (GO): regulation of DNA-templated transcription
Molecular function (GO): protein binding
Source: RefSeq, a predicted model, not a curated record